ACGUAAAUCAAGGAGUUUUUGCUAAGUCUGCCAGGAAGCAGAGAGGAGUAGCUAAAUAAAUAUUCAUAAACAUUAACAAUAAGCAAGCGGAAACAUAAACAAGCAAGAUAAAUACAAAUGGAUCUCGACUUACCACCUCCUAGGCCAGUGCACAUUCGUUUUUGUGGGCGGCCGGCCAUCGCAACCGGUGUCGUCAAUCUUCAGAUUUUAUUUGGGGAAUUGAAUUACUACCUUGUACAACGUGUAGAGGGAAAGAGUAUCGAACUUGGCAAUACAGCAGGUAUCGAACCUAUCCCACAACGCGCAGUCUCGGAUAAUGAUUCUCGCUCUUCCUUUGUGUUAUGCUCGCAGGAAGGGCUACCUACUGGGUCCUUUCACGUAGAAGAGGGUGGGGACUAUUGGAUAGCCAAUGGAACCGAACACAGAGCCGGAAUCACGCAGUCAACGAUAUCCGAAACAAUUUCUGUAGGGAGUGCAAAGAUGCAGAAGAGAGACUCAGAACCCGAAGGAGAAUCAUGUUAUCAUCCCGAAAAGGAUGCUGCGCUAGAUUGUGUUGAAAGCGAAAAAGCUUCUAGGAAACGGCAUAAGAACGAAAAGCGUUUGGCAACGUUAGAGCCCAACCCUAUUGCCUCGAAAGAACUCGAGAGUGGGGAACCCCCUCAUGUGGCGCCUCACGUACACAGUCAUAGUAAAAAGCAUAGCAAAAAAAAAAGCAAAGGCCAUAACCCGGACUCUCAUGCACACGAUGACGCGAAGGCAGACUUAGUAAACUCUUCUGAAGCCCUAGAGGAACCUUUGUGUGCAAAGUUCGUACCAAUAUUACUUCAAGAGCAGGAUGAGCGGAAUAAUCCAAUGCAAGAAUCAACGCCUCCACUAUCACACCCCGCCGCUUCCAUCCCGGAGACACCGCAGGUGGUGGAGGAUCGCAUCCACGCAAUUGCAUCACAUGGGGUCGAUGAACCGAGCCUGGGGGAGAGGGCAAGGAGAAAUAAAAAAGGUAAAUCAGCAGAAGCAAGUGAGGUCUGCAAAAAUACGCUAGACAAAGAGAUAAUUCGAUCCAACAAUGUGAGCGACUUCAAUGCUUGUGUGCAGUCGGAUGAGGUCCAAUCGACGGAUCGGCAUCCUUUGCAGACGCCUCGAUACAAACCCAGUGGUGGAGCGUCUAGCACAGAAGGAUUGAAGGAUAGCAUAUUGGCGUUCGAGGAGGAUAAAAAGCAUUUGACUUCACCCUCCCUGCCGUCUCCUGUUCGUAGAAAUAUGCCAAAAGCUUCUGAGCCAUCCCUUCCAAGUGGACGUCCGUCGCCGCCGGCGGAAAGCCCCAUGCUUGGAUUAUCCCAAAUGCCCACCACGAUUGUCGAGGAGUUCAGUUUAGACGCUUCAGCGGACUCCUCCUACGCAGGGUCCGAAUAUUUGUAUGACGAGUAAUAAUACCUGCAUAGAGCGUCCUUCACCUUUUCCCCUUUCUCUUUAUAUACACACUCCGGUGCAUAGAUGCGAAUGGAGGGUCCAUCCACCUCCGUACUCCUUUAAACUUUUUUCCCUUUACAAAUGACCAAAAAA
Messenger RNA from Phytomonas sp. EM1, 1560 nucleotides. The record is from the annotation of a GenBank genome assembly. NCBI's taxonomy places the organism in Eukaryota, Euglenozoa, Kinetoplastea, Trypanosomatida, Trypanosomatidae.